Molecule: messenger RNA, 1786 nt
Organism: Solanum lycopersicum (tomato)
Lineage: Eukaryota; Viridiplantae; Streptophyta; Magnoliopsida; Solanales; Solanaceae
Product: putative pectinesterase 11
Biological process (GO): pectin catabolic process; cell wall modification
Molecular function (GO): pectinesterase activity
Source: RefSeq, a predicted model, not a curated record
GCAAUAUCUCGAAAUAUCAUCCUUCUUCUUAAUCGACUACUCAAUUAGACCCAACAUAUGCAACUAGUAGGAGGUAUAGAAUUUUCACCAACGAGGUUCAAACUCUCGAAGUGUAGCUAAAGGAAAAAGGGGAUUCGGAUGAGCCCCGUGACUGCAAACUGGCUUCGCCCCUGUUUGCAACCAUUUUAUCUUGUUAAUUGGCUGCAACUUAGCUUAAGACCUAAUUUCACAUGGUAUCAGAGCAGAGCUCAGAGCCCGUCUCGCCCGAUGUUGGGAUCCCCAAAAUCAAAAUUACCCACGCACAGAUGCAAAGCAUUGGACGUGAGGUGGGGUGCUAAAGAAUGACAAAAGUCCAACAUCGGUGGUUAAUGAGAUGAGUGGAGUCCUUAUAACGUUUGGGCAAUCUUCUUCCCUUUGAGCUAGCUUUUGGAAUGUGAGGUAGGCCUAAGACCUAAUUUCACAUUAAUCAGAUUCCAUGAUUAAUGUGAAUGGUGAACAACUUAGACCUUAAUCAAUCUGCAAAUUAAAAAGUAAGCCACCAAUACUUUGACACUAAUUCUCGGCUGCCGGCGUUCAUUAAGGAAGAAACCUUCUUUAUAAAGCUUAACAAUGUUUCUGCUUUUUAAUCACCUUUACUUUACUUGAUUAAUUUACUAUUCUCUGCACCCCCAUCGAGACCGCUGUUUAAUAUUAAUUGCACAUGGAUGCUACUUCAUUCAUAAUUCAAUUUCAUCUUAUAUUAAUUCUACUCAUUUGUUGUAAUACGUCAACUAAUUUAGCCAUGGCUGCAAACAACUCUAGUACAAAUUUUUCCACAGCCAUUCUAAUUAGAGUGGACCAAUCAGGCCAGGGAGAUUUCAAAAAAAUUCAAGAUGCUAUUGAUGCUGUUCCAUCGAAUAAUACUGAAUUAUUCUUCAUUUGGGUUAAGCCAGGGACUUACAGAGAGAAGAUUGUGGUACCUGCUGAUAAGCCAUUCAUCACGUUGAGUGGAACAGAGGCUUCUAACACAAUAAUUACAUCUAGUGAAGGUGGAGAUAUUACUGAAUCUCCUACAGUCACUGUAUUAGCCUCCGAUUUUGUUGCAAGAUAUUUAACAAUACAGAAUUUAUUCGGAACGAGUGGCAAAGCCGUGGCACUUAAGGUUAAAGGAGAUAGAGGUGCAUUCUAUAGUUGUAGAAUUCAAUCGUAUCAAGACACUUUGUUAGACGAUAGUGGUAGGCAUUAUUACAACAAUUGUUACAUUGAAGGGGCCGUUGAUUUUAUUUUCGGUAGCGCAGCUUCUCUCUAUGAAAGGUGUCAUAUUCAUUCAGUUGCAGCAGGGGCAAUCACAGCUCAAGGCAGAGAGACCCCUUUAGAAAAUUCAGGAUUUACAUUUUUAGGUUGCAAGAUAACAGGUACAGGAGGGAACACUUCACUAGGAAGACCAUGGGGUUCAUAUUCUAGGGUUGUUUUUGCCUACACAUUUAUGGCUAAUAUCAUACAGCCAGAGGGAUGGAAUGACUGGGGAGAUUCUACCAAGCAAAGCACUUCGUACUAUGGUGAAUACAAGUGUUAUGGACCGGGUGCUAAUAGAUCAAAAAGGGUGGUUUGGUCACGUAGCUUAUCGAACGAGGACGCCGCGCCAUUUCUGACCAAGAAUAUGAUUGGCGGGCGAAGUUGGUUAAGGCCCACCCCGACCCAUUUCAAAAGAUCAGGCUCAACAAAUAUUGUUACUUCUGCUGGAGAAAAUUGAAAUCCAAGUUAUUUUAAUUUACCGCCACUAAUUAAUUAUUCAAUUUGUAGUUUA